This is a messenger RNA of Cylicocyclus nassatus, 633 nucleotides long. NCBI's taxonomy places the organism in Eukaryota, Metazoa, Nematoda, Chromadorea, Rhabditida, Strongylidae. The record is from the annotation of a GenBank genome assembly.
AUGACAUUUAUAAUCCUGUCUCUCGCAGCAAAAGCGAUAAGCGAUGCGUUGCGCGAACAGCUGCCUCUGAGCUCUCUUCCGAUAAACAUUUGGAAUGUCUGUCGUUUUGCCAUUCUUCUUUUUCCAUGUUUAUUUUGCACAUCACGGGCUGAAGAGAUGACAUACUCGAGCGUUUUUGACGCUUAUGAGGCUACUGUUUCUCCACUGCUGUUGAUGGAUAACGCGUCGAAUACUGUCUCUCCGAUGAUAGUCGAAAGAAUCGCACGAGGAAAGACGAUUUUGCAAAAGUUGAAAUCACAUAUAUUUGGCCCUGAUGAAGAAGUGCACGAGUCAGAUCUGAUCCGUAACUGUAAUGGUGCUUUAUGCGAUAACGAAUUGGUUCAUCUUCUUGGAGAAUCUUACAAGGGUAAAUGCAGAGCCAAGCGUGGUCGCUGUUUCAAGGUCUACGAUGAAGAGCAUGAUAACCAUAUGUCUAUGGGGAGGGAUAUAAGAUCUUAUGAAUACGACAUGGAAAAGAAACAGUGGCUGUCACACGCGAAAAGAAGAAGAACAGCACCAGAAACUAACCGAGUGAUGGAAUUGAGAGAAUUGCAGAACCAAAACCAGGCAUACCUCGCAUUGUCGCUUGAGUAA